Molecule: messenger RNA, 2253 nt
Organism: Anopheles stephensi (Asian malaria mosquito)
Lineage: Eukaryota; Metazoa; Arthropoda; Insecta; Diptera; Culicidae
Gene: slow
Product: hemicentin-2
Exons: 7
Coding region: 789-1958 (389 amino acids)
Biological process (GO): anatomical structure development
Cellular component (GO): cell surface; extracellular region
Molecular function (GO): calcium ion binding; signaling receptor binding
Source: RefSeq, a predicted model, not a curated record
CACUCUCGGCCGGUUGCCGGAUCACGUCGGCCAGAACGGAGCGCGAGAUUUUAGUCCGCCCGUGAGCAUUGUGCAAGCCGGUGUGUGUACCGACGACGACGAAACGAUCUUCCACCGAUCAUCGACCGCGUGUUUGCUGCUCGCUGGGCGCGAAAGAGCGGUCGGGAAAGCCUACGGUGUGUGGUUUUUGUGUGGUUUGCGGGUUCUACUGUUCCCGAAAAAUCAACGGUAACUUGAUCGGUCGCGAAAUUGUUUGCAUUACGGUGGUUUAGUGCUUUUAGUUCGCAAUCAAACAGCCACCACCACCUUUCAUCUUGUGCGAAACGGAACCGGAAGCCGGAACGAGUGAAGCGAAUAGCCGGCUAAGAAAGGUGAAAAUUGUGCUUAGCAGUGAAGUUUUGUUGAUUGUGAUACUUGUUGCGAAAAAAAAGGUGCACAACAGUCGCAGAGCAUCGUGAUCGUCCAGGUCAGCCAGCUGCAACUAGCUUGAAGAGCCUCGCCUUCAGCACGAUUGCACUGCAACGUACCGUGUCUCUAAUUGAGUGCGAUCGACGUAUCGACGGACGAGCUCUGGAGAUAAUUGCGUGCUUGAUCUGUGUCCGUUUUUGCUACCACACACACAUUCUUUACCCCUGUUGCUGAUCUCGUAAUCCCACCCCACACACGCAAGUAUUUCCUGAAGGUACAAAGGAAAAAAAAGCGAAAGCAACAAAGACACCCCCCAGCAAAGGCAAAGGUAUUGUAAGUGCACGGUAGUGGUAAUCAUAAUAAUAGUGGUCACGCUAACGAUGGGUAGAAAAUUGGCGCACCAUCUGGUGCUUGUUGGCGCGCUGCUAGUGCUAGCUGUCGAAAGUUUCUCGCAGGCACUGCAAGAAGCCGAUGAUUAUACCGGUGGCAGCCAGCCUCACCAUCUGAGAAGUCAGCAGCAGAAUGCUCCGCACCAUCACAACCAACAUCACCACAGGCAUCGUACGGAGCAGGCCAGGAGCCGGAACCAGACGUCCUUAAACUAUUCGCUAGUAAGUGGGCCCGGGUACGGUAAUGGUGGUAGUACCGAUUAUCGGCCACCGUACCAGGGUACAGUGCAGCAGCACUGGGCACACGGUCAGCAGCACGGUGGAGGACAUCGGGAAACGCCACCACAGCAUCGGCGCCAUCACCGUGCCCAGUCUCAUCCUCAGCAGCAGCCGGGAGCGCAUGGUUGGCGCAGGACAUCUUCGAGUGGAACCGUACCUGGGGCACGUCCGGUCAAUCGGAUGCUGACACGAAGUGGUACUAGUUCCUUGGGAGCCUCACGCCACAAUAACAGUACCAGAAACAGAAACGUGUGCACCGUGUACAUCUAUCGGAAGUCGGUGGUAAAGACGUACCCCAAUGCACCCUGCACGGAUCCGGCCAACUGUUCUGGUCUGCGGACGUACCCGGUAGCGAAGCGGGAAACGUGUUGCCGUGGCUGGGACACAACGACCACCGUCGCCGAUGGGUGUUUUAAGCCGGUCUGUCAAACUCCGUGCCGGAAUGGUGGCCAAUGCACUGCGCCAGAUCGUUGUACCUGCCCGACGGGAUUUACCGGCAAGUACUGUGAGAUGGAUGUGAACGAGUGUAAGGAACAUAAGCCCUGUGAUCAGACGUGCUACAAUACCGAGGGCUCGUACUAUUGCACGUGCCGCGAAGGCUUUAUGCUGCAGAGCGAUCGCCAAAGUUGCAAAAAGAUCGAUGAAGCGAACGACCUCGCGACGGAAGCGCGAGAUAUGGAGAACGACCUGGACGUUGAUUACGACAGUCUGGACAUUCGGUUAAGGAAGCUGGAACAGAUGGUGGCAUCUCGAGACGAUCGGCAAGAGCUUAACAAGAAGGUCCAGUACACGAUGGAAGCUGUUUCGGUGCUAAAAUCGCAGGUGGCACGAUUGAGCCAACGAUUAUUUCCCUCGGUGGACUACGGCAAUCGGGUGCACUGACCUGCCAGCUGGACGGGCCGAAGGAGGUUAUAUAGGAGACCAGGGGGAUCACCUUCCCAAACAAUCGCUUCGAAUGCUGCCACCUCUACCUAAGUUAACCGUACCGAGUGUGCUAUGUUCAAUAGAAUGAAAGUCUUACAUUUAUUGUCCUUAAAAUGCUAUUGCCUGUGUGUGUGUAUGUAUGUACGCGUGCGUGUGUUUGAGCGAGUUGUGUGUGUGUGUGUGUUUCUUUUAUGUGUAAUGUUUUUGUCAAAGAAGGAAGAUUAAAAAUAGACUACUACCAAAACAAUCGAAC